AUUGUUUUGACUGAAAAUGCCGUCGGUUUCGAAAACGGCGGCCAAUGCGUCCCCUCAAACCGAGAAACCUACCCACUAUACAUACUUGAAGGAGUUCAGGACCGAGCAGUGCCCGUUGUUCCUCCAGCACAAGUGUACGCAGCACAGACCCUUUACGUGCUUUCAUUGGCAUUUUCUCAACCAGCGGCGAAGGCGACCCAUAAGGAGAAGAGACGGGACUUUUAACUACAGCCCCGACGUUUACUGCACAAAGUACGACGAGACCACAGGCAUUUGCCCCGAUGGAGAUGACUGCCCUUAUUUACACCGGACCACUGGUGACACAGAGCGCAAGUACCAUCUCCGCUACUACAAGACUGGCACUUGUAUCCAUGAGACCGAUGCUCGAGGGCAUUGUGUGAAGAAUGGCCUCCACUGUGCUUUUGCUCACGGGCCACAUGAUCUCCGACCUCCAGUCUAUGAUAUCAGAGAGAUCCAAGCACAAGAGGCACUUCAAAAUGGACAGUUGGGAUCUGGGGAAGGUAUUCCUGAUCUGCAGCCCGGUGUAUUAGCCAGCCAAGCUAUGAUUGAGAAAACUCUCACAGAAGACCCCCGGUGGCAAGACACCAACUUUGUUUUAGCCAACUAUAAAACAGAGCAGUGCACCAAGCCCCCAAGACUAUGCAGACAGGGCUACGCAUGCCCCCACUACCACAACAGUAGAGAUCGAAGACGAAAUCCUAGGAAGUUCAAAUAUAGGUCCACUCCCUGCCCUAAUGUGAAACAUGGGGAUGAAUGGGGCGAGCCCUCAAAGUGUGACAGUGGAGACAGUUGCCAGUAUUGUCACUCUCGCACUGAACAGCAAUUUCACCCAGAGAUCUACAAAUCUACCAAAUGCAAUGACAUGCGACAAACUGGAUACUGUCCCAGAGGACCGUUUUGUGCAUUUGCACAUGUAGAAAGAAUUCCCUCUACAGAAGAGACCAUGAGCUCAUUGUUAACAGUGAUACAGUCCAGUUCACAGUCCCAGCUGGGCUCUCAGCAGUAUUCAGAGUGUCCAGUCAGUGAGUGGAACAGUGGAGGCAUCUCCACCACCAACGCAUCCAGUAGCAACGGACAAGUGGGAAGUGUUUCAUGUUCUAAUAGCUCAGCUGUAACAUCAAGCUCAGGAAGCGACAGUUUGUUAUCCCCAGUGGGUUCCAUCUGCAGGCCCAAAUCCUUAACUAACAGUAGUUUAUGUUCAGAGUCCACCACAUCCAGUGCCUCAUCUCUGACGUCUAACUAUCCUAGAGCUCCGGGCUUUGAACGUGAGGAUCAGAUAAAGAAUAAGGGGCAGGUGGAUCAGAAAUUGAUGGACCAAGAAAAACAGACACAUAACACUGUAUUCUCUGCGGUAAACCCUUUGGCCUCAAGCUUUACCUCCAGUAUAACAUCCAGCUUGGCUUCUAGUAUUGGCUCAGAUAGUUCUUCACCCACCACCUUAUCAACAAUGAAUGCAAAAGCCACUCCUUUCUAUCCAGGGAGCACCACAGUGGAGUCUGUCAUUGGUUCUGCUCUGGACCUUAACUUCAGUGACAUCAACGUUGCAAGUCUUGAUAAGGAGUUAGAGGAUCAAGAUAACUGUGUAGGAUUGGCAAGUCAGAGGGUGCUGGCCGGAUCUGCUCCUGUUAACAUUCCUGGCUCCUUGGCUCGCUCGUCCUCUUUUAAUUCCUCAUCAUCGCUCUCCACCUCCCCGCUCAGCUCCCUCUCCCAGUCUCUGUCGCAGUCCCUGCUGUCUGGGACGAUAUCGCAGCAAAAUCAACCUUCAAAUAUGUUAACCAAGCAAGAGCACGGCCUCCUGGGAACACCCACCUCCUCUUCCCAGAACUCUUUGGGUUUGAAUGGAGGAGCUUGCAGCAUUUGGGACUUUGUAAGUGGCAACUUUUCCCCGAGUCCAUCGCCAGUGUUCAGCAGUCUAACCUCGGCAACCGGCAGCGCCGAUCUAGCCCGGCUUUUCAGAGAGCUGGACGAGGCCAAGAGAAAGAUCAAACAGUGGGAGGAGGCCUGGCAUCAAGUCAAACAGGCCUGUGAAGCUUGCCAGAAAGAAGCUCAUGAAGCGAAGGAACAUGCAAAAACGGCCGAGGCAGAGCGUCAGCUGGCUGAACAGAAAUGGGAGGAAACAGAUCGCAAGUUUAAAGAGCUCCAAGGGGACUUUGAUGCGCUUUGUCGCACCCCUGGAGCACCUCUGCUACGUAGCUACGGCGAGCUGGAGCAGCUCCCCUUGUCAAAGCUUCACUCCAUCCAGAGUCAGCUGCGUAAUGACCUAGACCUUAUAGACGGGGUAAUAUAUACGCUUCAGUCAAAGAAAUGUAUAGUUUGCCAAAAGCAUGAUCGUUGCAUUGUUCUGCAGCCUUGCCAACAUUAUGUACUAUGUGAGAACUGUGCGCCUAGUAGAACAGAAUGUCCCUACUGUAGAACGAAAUUAUUGAAGUGGUGAUGUAGAAUUACUCGAGGUACUAUUUAAAGAUUUAGCCCUUUGGAAAAAAAAAAAAGAACUACUAAUAGAUAUUACAUUUUCUAAAGAGCAACGUCUGUUUCAUACAGUGAUUCAAAUGAUUUAGAUAUUUUACUGACAGAACACAUAGUAUUAGGAAUUAGACAUAUGUACAGGAGAUUCUCGUUUUUUGCUCAUUUUAUGCCAGCGUGGCCUCGGUCAACCAGGUAGCUUUCUUUUUGCAAAACAAAUCAUUCCAACUAGAAUAUUAAAUGUUGUGCAAUUCUUGUAUUUUCAAUAUUCAAUCAUGAUUCCACCAAUUCAGAACAGAGAUUCACAAUCUGUUGAAACUUAAUCAUGAACAAAUCUGGACUAAAUGCAGCCGUGCUUUUCCCAAACAGAAUGAACAUAUACAAUACAAACCUGUUAAAUAGCCGAUACAGCGAAUACAAAGUUUGCCUUUUUGAAGAAAAAAGGUCAUUGAGUGUCAGUUUGUAUUUCUGCCCCCUUGUGUUACUGUUCAGAAAGUAGAAAUUCUGUCCUGCACUUACAAAAUAAUACGGUCCCCUAAAACUCAAACUUCUUUGCUAAAGCCACUUAAAGUCCACCCAGAGCAAAUAAGAUUUGUUAAACACACUAUCCUUUGUGUUACUAUUAAGGGUAGCUGGUCUGCAGCCCAUUUACCUCCAUACAGGAACAAUGAAACUACAAAUAUCCAAAUUGGGAUAAAAACUAAUCUGACAUGAUUACAGAUGUGCAGCCACAAUACUUUAUGCUAAAGCCAUUGUAGUUUGGCUCAUUGAACCAUCCUGGUGUUGAUGCACAUAAAAUGAGCAAAACUCAAAGUGGACUUUUUCUUUACUCAUAGAAGAAUGCAUCAAAAUCCAACAAAUACACUUUAAAACAAAUACAAAGUUCAACCACAUUAGCACCAUAAUCCCCCCCCUUUUGAAAUGUGGUGUCUUAAUAUCCUGUGCAGAAUAUGCAGCUUCUAGCUCUGACUUUGUCGACUUCAUUGUACUAAAAAAGCACUUAAACAUUUGGAAGGUCCAUGUCCUGAGGAGUGAAUACAGACUCACUUUGUUGCGGUGUGAUCGAUGAAAUGAUGAUCGAGAGUUAUUUUCGGCUAAACGUGCGUCUGACAGAAGACACUUCAUAAGCAGGUUUAUAAAAAGUCUACAAGUAAUGAGGUAUUAGAGCUGAAACAGAGCAGUUCAUGGGAAUAAGAAAGGAAACAAGAUUUUGCUGUGUUCCUUUUGAAGAUUAGCCACUUUGCUUGUACCCAUAAUUUCCUCUUUUUUAUUUUUUUUUUAAAUUGCACCCAGUCACGCAUCAAAUUAACCAACUUUCUGAAGAAUUUGUAUUUCUAACUAAAGCACUUUGUUGACCUGGGAUUUUGUUAAAGGGUAUAUAGAUAUUUGCUUUAAGCUGCUUUGUAGGUGUCUUUGUUUUAGAUUUAUAAGUUGUUGUUUUUUCUAUAUAAGCUAAUAUCUGAAGCUUUUGUGUCUACUGUGAAACGUCGCUAGAAUAUUUCCUAAUUGUUAAAUGAUGGCAUGGUUCUACAUAUUAAGAUUUCAUAGAAAAGUACUUCAUAGUUUCUACUUUCAUAGUUAGAUUUAUAACAAUUUCAAUCAAAUAAGUGCUAACUCAAAAUGCAUUUGAAGGCAUAACCAGCAGCUGUAAUAUCAGUAAGGCACAUGCGACAUGUUAAGGCUGUUUUCAAUCAGUUCCUUUUGUUUUCUAGAGAUUUCUAUAGCCUAGCCAUUUAGAGAAGCAUGUAUUGUAUUUGCAAAAAAAAAAAAAGAAGAAGCCUGAACAGGUGAUUUUUUUUGUAGGAAUCUAGCCUCUUGACCUUGUCGAGAACAUAUCGGCCUCGAACUCUAAAGUGCCUUGCCUUAGUUGAGAAGGUCAUGUGUAGAAUCUGUCCGAGCAAACACAAGAAGUUGAAGCUUGUGCACAGGUUACAUGUCUGUUGAACUUUGCAGAAGCGUUGACAUGUUUAUGACUAAUUGUACAUAUAUAUAUAGAAAUAGAUAUCUAAAUAUUUGCCAGUAUAUUUGGCCCGAUCCCAUUAAGUAAUUCUGCUGAAGAUCGUCGUAAACAAACAUUUGUCAGUGCCUGUGUGCAGACUUUAACCUUAGAGAUGAACCCCCCCCCCCCCCCCCCCAUGUCUAAGUACCCACCCACUCAUUCCUCGGUCGUGGUGCUCUCUGGUGCAGCUUCAGUCUUUAAGAAUAGUUUUUUUCAAUUUAAUGUUUGGGAGUAUGCAAACAUAGGACAAAUGGAUUUUUAUAGUAACAUAUAAAAUGCUUUCUUUUUUAAAAAAACAUUUCAUUUACUUAAAUUAGUUUUUAAUUUUAAUACAUCUGCAGUGAAUGAAGAAUUCCAUAGUUAACCUGUUAGUCCGAUUUUUGCGUAGGCAUUUGCAUUUUUCGCUUUCGGUUCGUAGUCUCAUCGAAAUGACCUUCUACUGUGUUUUUAUCUUUGCUUUCAAAAUCUAUAGAAAAUCAUGUAUCUCCAGGUACACCUUUUUGCUACUUAUUAAAUAUGGGGAAAUGCAUUGUUUACAUUCACAUACAUGACAACUAAGCAACUCAGAGGAAAAUAUCCAGAAAAAUGAUUCAUGGUAUUUUAGCAUUUUCUUGAUUAUAAUACAGCAUUAAAUGGCAGGCUACAUCCUUCUGGUAUUGCAUGUUAUUGCGAUAUAUAAACCAGCUACAAAAAAAAAAAAUAGAAAAAAAAAGUUUGCACUGUGUCUCACUGCCAGAAUAUUUGUAUUAAGUUAUAUUUAGUGUAAAGGCUAAUAACUUCUGCAAGCUUCGCUGCUACUGGGAAAGGUAUUAAUGUGGUUUCUUAUUAAACAUGUCGGUGUUUGAAUGUCGUGCAUCCACAGCUCCGAUUUAACAAACAGAACAUGUCUACUGCAUCCAAUUUGACCGAUCUUUAUUUGAUGGAAUUCUUCAUCUGUAAAUCAAUUCUGUUGUAUACCACUUAGAAUGAUGUCACAGACCUGUACUGCUGUCAAUUGUCCCCUCUUUUUUUUUUUUUUCAUUGAUUGAAGUUAAAUGUAUUUGUGUUGGACUCCCCCCCUCAUACACUGGAUUACAGUGUACAGUGCAGCUAAUUUCACAGGAUCCUUUUGGUAUAUUUUGUUUUUGCCUGUGAAGCCAAUUCAAUGAAUGAUGUCUAGUGUGAUAAUCUGAAAGAAAAAAAAACCGAACCAAAGUGGUGUUCCUAUAGUUUGUCCAAAAAAUGUAUUCCAAAGGGAAAAGUUGCCCUUGGAGAGAAUUUAAAUAAUUGCUUUGGUAUAGGACUGAUCAGCCUGUACACGAGAAGCGAGUGCAUACAGUUAAAAAUGGCUGCUCAGAGCAAAGUCCAAAGCUUUGUUACUGGCAGGCCUUUCCAGUUUUUGGAUGAAGUUUUGUUUUGAUAUUUCCUUCAGCGGGACAUACAGAAUGUCCUCUUUAGUGAGUAAACAACAGGACUAUGCCAAUGGCUUUUUGCUCACAUCAUUAAUGGACUAGAGCCCAUUCUUUUUUGCAGUUUUACCAAAGACCUGUACUGUUUUUCUUUGUUUUGUACUACAUUUCAUCCUUAGUUUUAAUUCAGUAUAUAGAUCUAAAAAUGAUUGAACAAGUAAUCACCUAGUACCUUAACUAGUCAUUGUUCAUUAACAUUAAUAAUGGCAUCUUUUUUUCUAUCUAAAGUUAGCGAUAGUGAGUCAAUACACAAAUGAACAAAAAUGCAUGGGUCAGAUCCUUGAAAAAAAAAAAAAAAAAAAAAAAAAAAGAAGUGUAUUUGUAUAUUUGAUUUCGUGUUCAGUAUACAUUGACGUUUAUGGCAGGUUUGUGCAAUACUGGCGAGCACAUGCUGACCUUAAGCGAGGAGUCAGUGUCGGUUUAAAUGUCGUCUACAGUGAAGGAAUGUCAAAGGUGAUGGCAUUUGUGCUUCUGAAGUGGCCAUAAUAAACUUCACUACAGUUGUGUUUUGAAGUCGACUUUGCUUAACAACAUAAUCUCAAUCACUCUGGAAACUGAUGGUUAUGCAUUAUAUGCUGUUAUGAUAGACCUAUGGUGACUGUAAGGUGCUUUGUUUCUCACUCUUAAGUUUUGUUUUUGUUUAAAAGCCGGGGUCCAAAUGAGUUUGUGUUUGUGUGAAAAUGACAGGGGACAGAUAAUGAUUGUGACAAACAUCAAUGGCAGACACAGACAUCAUUCAAGCUAUCAUUUGUUGUUGGCCCUUUAGUCGCUCUAUUGGUCUACUGGCCCCAAUUCAAGUUUUUAGUUUUUUGUUUAAUUCAAGAAAUGAAACAUUCACAUGGUAAGCACAGCUCGUAUUUCUUAACUUUUUUACAUUUCAAAUUUGUUGAGUUUAGAACGGACCAAUUACGCUCUCAAGUCAAUCUGUGCCUUCAAUCCAUCAUGAUGAUUGGUAUCAAGACAAUUUGCCUCCAAAGCAGACAACAAAAUCUAAUCAGUGAAAUAAAAAAAUUCCAGUGCCUUAAAGUGUUCUUAUGGACCAUGAUGUGAUGACUAAAAAUACCCGGGCCAUUUCAGCGGGAAAUGAAAAAGAGAUGUGCAGCAAUAGUCCCCGAAAGAGGAAGCAGAGGUUUAUAGAUGACGGAUUAUUGUCUGUGUCGGCCUGUAUUUGCCAUUCUAUCCAGACAACAACAACAAAAACAAAACAGCAAUAUUGAAACAAUUUGAGCUCAAUUUGUCAUUUGGCACCAAAAUCUUUGUUUUUUGUUUUUUUCAAGGAAAAAAAGCACCAAAUGGGAAGACUCUUGUAAAUGAACUGUAGUAAAUGUAUCAUUAAGCUCUGCAUUGAAAUAGUGAAAUCUAUUUUGCAUUAUUGUUAGUUGUUGUGUUGUCUUUCUGUUUUUAAUAUAAUGAAAAAUGGAGCCUGAAGAUUUAUGCAAUCUUUUACAUGUCUACGAGUAUGAUGAUAAUAAUAUGGAGCUGUUCAAAUUAAGUACAACAAUGCGUCGUCUCGAGUGAGUCAUCUGAAUAUGGAACCUGUUGUUCCAUAGACUUUCCGAGACUCCCAGUAGAAGACGUUAUUUUUAACAUUGAAGCCCUGAAAUAUUGAAUGUAUUGUUCUAAAAUUAGAUAUUCAAUGAAUAGGUCACUGGAUAUUAUGGAGCGCAGUUAAUUCAUUAUGAUGUAGCAUCUUAGCUGUAAACUGCUAUUCAAUAAACAUUUCUUAGAACUGAAACGAAUACAAAGCUCUCAAGUUUCUAUUUGUCAGCCUAAUGUGGAGAUCUAAGUAGAGAAAUGUGUUUUUCUCAGGGUCAUAACGGGGAUGAAAUAUAUAGAAUGUGUUCAAUCUGAGGAAAGUGCAUUUCAUGAAUUGAUUUACUAAAUGUCAGUGGGUUUAGAUAUUUAUAGAAUAUACAAAGCUGUAUCAAUAAGUAGGACAUUCUCUCCUGGUAAACAUAGAACUGAUUCUGUUGCUAUAUUGAUCUCUCUUUUUUUUUUCCUCUCUGCGUUGUGAACACAAACAAUAGGUGAAAGUCUUUAGAAUUCUAGAUGUUUUUCUUUUUCUACAUUAAGGAUUGUGUACCACAUCUUUUCUGUAGUGUAUGAACUAGUUUUGUUUAACACUUGAUACAUUGUGACACUACAGUUAUGCAAUGGUUUACAGAGUUCACAAAGUUAUUUUUUAUCAUCUUGAGAAUUAAAAUAAUUUUUUCAUCUGA
Labrus mixtus (cuckoo wrasse) is the source of this 8150-nucleotide messenger RNA. It is a transcript of the gene unkl, whose product is annotated as unk like zinc finger. Lineage: Eukaryota; Metazoa; Chordata; Actinopteri; Labriformes; Labridae. The coding region runs from base 17 to 2455 and encodes 812 amino acids. The transcript is spliced from 16 exons. Gene Ontology annotation, molecular function: metal ion binding. The record is from RefSeq and is a predicted model, not a curated record.